GGAAAACGGAGAUGGACGCACUGAAAGCGGAGUACAGCGAAUUGAUGAACAGCACGCUUCCAAGCGCUGCUCGUUCCAAAUCCUCUUCUCAGGAAAUAUGGCCAGUACAUCUGAAUCACUGCUUCCUUCGCAUCAUACUAGACUCUGUCGUGGGUCAAGGAACAGCUCCCUGGAAGGAAAAGAUCCCAGACCAAAAGAAACCGGCCAUUCAUCAGCUCACGCAAGAACAGUUGCGAGAAUGCAUAGAGCUAGGACAUGCGAUCUUGGACGGAAAAGCGAAUUUGGUAGAGCUGGAUGAGCGCUCUUUGAAGUGCAGAGGAAAAGCUUCAAAGAUCAAGGCGGAGAAGUGAGAGGUGGCUUGCCUAGAUCGCGCUCUGAAAGCACAGCACGUCAUCAGCAAUCCCAAGCUGAAGAAGGAGCAUGGAUAUGCUUCCACGCACACAAUCUUCCACGUCCCUCCUCUCAACCCUAGACCCAUUGCCCCUCCAAGGCGUUUGGCGGGUUACUCUUCGCAGUCAUUUUGAGCUGUGCCAGCACAUCAUGCGUGCUGAGACGAUCGGCGUCGGCAGCUGAUUGCACCAUUUACGAGCACGGUGGAACGAGGGAGUUAACGGUCUUAAUCCUGACGAGCCGCAAAGGCCUUUCCGUCACACUCCACUCACCUGCAAGCUCUUCCAAAG
Ceraceosorus guamensis is the source of this 680-nucleotide messenger RNA. RefSeq lists its product as hypothetical. Bases 12 to 350 code for a protein of 112 amino acids. The record is from RefSeq and is a predicted model, not a curated record. The transcript has a single exon. NCBI's taxonomy places the organism in Eukaryota, Fungi, Basidiomycota, Exobasidiomycetes, Ceraceosorales, Ceraceosoraceae.